Molecule: messenger RNA, 1087 nt
Organism: Sesamum indicum (sesame)
Lineage: Eukaryota; Viridiplantae; Streptophyta; Magnoliopsida; Lamiales; Pedaliaceae
Source: RefSeq, a predicted model, not a curated record
UCCCCCCGACACCGCCACACUUUGAAGCCCACUUUCGACAAUUCACAGGAAAAAGAAUUGAUUUUCUCAACCCUGCAGCCGUUAUUUCCUGCGAAACCACCACCCUUCCGUCUCACAAACCCCAAGAACACUGAAAAACAUAUAUAUAUAUAUAUAGAGAGAGAGAGAGAGGUAGGAAGAGAGAGAUAGAAUUCUACUAGAAGCCCUUCACAGUCAAAUCUUUGUUUUUCUAUAGAUUCAAGUGUGUAGAUAUAUGUGUGCUCAUCAAAUACAUGGAAAGCCGUGAGUUUUCGCGCCAAAGCUCGGAACCCAUAGUCGUUGACGAGGAGCUCUUCCAGAGCCGUAGCCGCCGGUGCUGCUGGUUCUUCCCGUGUUUCGAAAGGCCCGGGAACUCCUCCCCCUCUCCGGCCGUCGUCGGAUUGACGUGGUGGCAGAAGAUACGGGCGGUUUCCGAGAGCGGGAGCAGCAACUCACUGUGGGCCCGUGGCGUGGGCGCGCUGAAGAAGAUCCGUGAGUGGUCGGAGAUCGUGGCGGGGCCGAGGUGGAAGACGUUCAUCCGGCGGUUCAAUCGGAACAGGAGCGGGAGCAGGCACGUGAAUUUCCAGUACGACCCCCUGAGUUACGCCAUGAACUUCGACGAGGGGCCGGGGCAAAACAGUCAUUUCGACGAAGAGGAGGAGGACGGGUACUACUCACGCAACUUCUCCUCCAGGUACGCCAAGGGAUCCAUGGACCUCGGCAAGGACGGUCCCACUUUCGUUUAACCUGCGCCCUCCCCGCUAUCUUGCGCCGGAGCGCAUUGUAUUUGGAAUUUGAUGGAUGCUUGCUUGCUGGGCUACGCACUCAACUCAAUUAUUGCUAAUCCACAGCUCAUAGUUGUAAGUCUCAUUUUUUCUUUUUCUUUUUCUUUUAUUGUAUAUAUAUAUAUAGAAAAAAUAAUAAUAAUUAAAUUAAGAGUAUGCGUGUAAUUAUUUGAGGAUUUUGAGUGGGUUUUUGUUUAUUAUUAUUAUUAGUGGAUGUGUUGUUGGAUGAACAAAGUUUUGAUGUGAGAGUUUUUGUUUGAUCAGUCAAAUGUGAGUUGAAAUCA